AUGCCCAGCGACCCAGAAGACUUGAGUCUCUCAGCCCUCCUGCCGACGACAACGCUCGCUAGUGUCUUCGUAUUUGGCAUUAGCGCGUUGGUUUGCCUGGGUCUUCAUGGAGGUGAUAUCUUUGCUAAGAUAACCGCAUGGACCGGGAAUCCCAAGUACCUUCCCAUUAGCACCAGAAUCAGCGACGGCGAGGCAUCGAAGCAAUCUGAUGACAGAUUGACGUCAUCAUUCAACGGCUCGAUGGACUCGUGGAAACAACUCUUAUUGAGAAGCACUCAGCUAGGUGCCAUACUACUCUAUGCCUUUGCAUGUGAGUGGGCCCCUGUGUACCCUCAUGGGCUGAGGGAAUACUCCCGGGACAUAUUCUGGUUUCUAUUCGCUGUGUUCAUCCUCCAUUGCUUGUCAUGGGGGAAGACUGAGAGGCGUCCUGAAGAAGCCAAAUUGGUGGUGUUCGGCCGCAACAACUCGGAAGAGCUGAAGGGAUGGUUGCAGUUCCUCUUCCUCGCCUACCACUACUUCCACGCCACUGAUGUCUACAACAUGAUACGAGUCUUCGUCAGCGCCUACGUGUGGAUGACUGGUUUCGGCAACUUCAGUUACUUCUACACUCAGAACGACUACAGUUUGGGUAGACUAGUGUCGAUGCUAUGGCGCCUGAAUAUGUCCGCUGUCCUCCUGUGCUUGGCCCUCAACACUACGUACAUCCUCUACUAUAUUGUACCGUUGCAUACCUUUUACUUCCUGCUCACCUAUGUCACUAUGGGGGCCUUCAGAUCCGCCAACUAUCAUCGUUGGUUGAUGAAAGUGAAAUUGACAGCGUUGGGGCUGGCCAUCUAUCUCAUAUGGGAUGUUGACCAUUCCUGGUUCGAUGUUGUCUUUGGGCCCAUCUUGCCCUCCACUGCCCUUCAGGGCGCCAAGGCAGGAGUGCUCUACGAGUGGCACUUCAGGACCGGUCUGGAUCAUUGUUACCCGUCUACUACUAAGUGGAUGGAAAUGGUGGAGAAGCUGCCACCAACGCGAGAGUGGCUCGAAUAUAACGCCAUGGUGAGACAACGAUGUCACUUGCUGUGCUCUCAGCUCCCCCUCAGGCUGCGUUCGCACUACCUCGAGCCUCUCGCCAAAAUGGGAAAAGUCACUCUGGAGACCUACCUACUGCAACACCACAUAUGGCUCACUGAGAAUGCUAAGAAAACUUUAGUGUUAUUGCCCGACUAUCCGCUUUGUAAUCUCCUUCUUACAACAGCCAUCUACGUUUACCUAGCAAAUCGGCUCUUCCGUAUUACUGUGGAGCUUCGCGCGAUACUACUGCCAGAGAGAGAUACAACAGCAUGCUUGAAAGGGCUGUUUGCAACCAGCGCUGUUUUCACGGCUGCAAUGUUGCUCGCUGUCAUCUCAGCUGCUGUGGAUGCAGUCGCAGGUCAGAUAGCACUGAUGGUCCUCGUAUUCUCUAUUGUGCUUACGCGACGCAUAAACGGAGGCUUCUCGUCGGCCUCCAUAAUUCUACCAUGCAUCGGUAUCAUCGCGACGACAUUCAUCUUGGGUGAACUCCCCUGGAAUGUCACGGCCAUCAUGAACUAUCGACUAGCCCCUAUUGCUACUGUUGAGCCUGGACUAGCGCCUUGUGAUCCACACCGCGGGUUGUUCUUGAUUGGCGCAGCGUCAUUGAUGCUGAUGUGGCGUGAUCCUUUCUUGAUUGUGAGACCAGUGACAUACAUCAUCACGGCGUUGAGUCCGUCUGCCCGCACUCUUCGAGAUGCAUACGAUUAUGUAUCAGUGUAUGGAGCCCUCCAUGAGAAGUAUGGGCUGCCCUCAGUUCGGAUGGAUGUCGUCAAAGAGGGAGAUAUAGAAAUGUCAGUUCAUGAGUGA
Molecule: messenger RNA, 1866 nt
Organism: Perkinsus marinus ATCC 50983
Lineage: Eukaryota; Perkinsozoa; Perkinsida; Perkinsidae
Exons: 3
Coding region: 1-1866 (621 amino acids)
Biological process (GO): carbohydrate metabolic process
Cellular component (GO): Golgi apparatus
Molecular function (GO): acetyltransferase activity
Source: RefSeq, a predicted model, not a curated record